Messenger RNA from Ictidomys tridecemlineatus (thirteen-lined ground squirrel), 4987 nucleotides. NCBI's taxonomy places the organism in Eukaryota, Metazoa, Chordata, Mammalia, Rodentia, Sciuridae. The record is from RefSeq and is a predicted model, not a curated record.
UUAGAGCCUCUAAGUUGCUGAGGCUGGUCUAGGAUUUGUGAUCCUCCUGCCUCAGCCUCUCAAAUCACAGAGAUUACAGGUGUGUGCCACCAUGUCCAGCCUCUCAGUAUAAAUUUUAACAACAGUUUGUUGAUAUCCACAAUAGCUUGCUAAUAUUUUGUUUGGGAUUAUGUUGAAUUUAGAGAUGAAGUUGGAAGAACUGACAUGUUGUUUGUCACAUCCUGAGCAACAGUUUAUUUACAGGUAACCAAACUGGUUGAUAAGGGGAUUAGGAAAAAAACAGACACAAAAGUAAAGAAAAAGCUAGGGCUUUUCGGUCCAGUCUGCUUCUGGUGGAGGAAGACUGACCAUGAGCAAGCUUGCACGUUUACUAUAUAGGUUUAAACUUCAGAAGGAUUUAUUGUGAGAAAGCUUCUUCAAGAGAAACAAAACCAGGGGCCUUGUUGUGGCUCAGUGGUUGAGCACUUGCCUAGCGUGCACGAGGCACUGGGUUCGAUCCCUGGCACCACGUAAAAAUAAAAACAACUAAAAUACAGGUAUUGAGUCCAUCUACAACUUUAAAAAAUUAUAAGAUAAACAAAACUGAAGCUGACGGUAAAAGCAGCCCAAUUAGAACUCUACCUCCAGGCAGCAGACAUUUGAACCCAAAGUUUUGAAAUAAUAAAACUCCUUGGCUAACAAAGAAUUUCCCUUUGAACAGGGCAUCACUAUACAACUGGGCAGUUUUCUGUCAGGACCUUUGCACUGAGAAAUUCCCUUGUCUCAAGAGAGAUGUUGCCUCUCUCUUUGGGCAGUUCAGAGACCCAUAAUUCAUUUGUUACUCCUGAUAAUUGAUAGUAUUGAGUCUUCCUAUCCAUCAAUAUGGAAUAUCUAUUUAUUUAGUUGAUUUCUUUCAUCAGAGUUUUAUAAUUUUCCCUGUAUAGAUUUUGUACCGAUUUUGUUAGAUUCAUACCUUCGGAUUUCAUUUUUUGUGGGUGUUAAUAUAAAUAAUAUGUUUUAACUUCAAAUUCCAUUUGUUCAUUGCUGAUGUAUAGGAAAAUAUUGACUUUUGAAUGUUCAUUUUGUAUCUUGCAACCUUGCUAUAAUUACUAUUAGUUCCAGAUUUUUGUUGAUUGUCUUAAAUUUUUUACAUAGAAAAAUAUGCCAUCCAUUAACAGAAACAGUUUUGUUUCUUCCUUCCCAAUCACAGUACUAUUUGUUUAUGUAUUGUCUUAUCGAAUUAACUAGCAUUUCUAGGACAAUGUUGGAAAAAGUAUUGAGAGGAGACAUCCUUAUUUUUUUUCUGACUUUAGUGGAAAAGCUUCCAGUUUCUCACCAUUAAAUAUAAUGUUAGCUGUAGGUUUUUUGUAGAUGUCUUUUAACAAGUUGAGGAAGUUCCCCUUUAUUCCUAAUUUGCAUUUUUUUUUCCUUUUUAAGGCUGAAUAAUAUGUGGUAUGUAUGUACCACAUUUUGUUUCCCAAUCACCCGUUGAUGGACACUUGGGUAGCUUCCACCUUUUGGCUAUUGUGAAUAAUGCUGCUAUGAACAUGGGUAUACAAAUCUCUCUUUGAGACCCUGCUUCCAAUUCUUCUGGUAGAUCUUCAUGGAGGAACACGGAGUGACUCAAACUGAACACAUGGCUACCAUAGAAGCCCAUGCAGUGGCCCAACAAGUACAACAGGUCCACGUGGCUACUUACACUGAACACAGUAUGCUAAGUGCUGAUGAAGACUCCCCUUCUUCUCCUGAGGACACCUCUUAUGAUGAUUCAGAUAUUCUCAACUCGACGGCGGCUGAUGAGGUUACAGCCCAUCUGGCUGCUGCAGGUCCUGUGGGAAUGGCUGCUGCUGCUGCUGUGGCAACAGGGAAGAAACGGAAACGGCCUCAUGUGUUUGAGUCUAAUCCAUCUAUCCGGAAGAGACAGCAAACACGUUUGCUUCGGAAACUUCGAGCCACAUUAGAUGAAUAUACAACUCGAGUGGGACAGCAAGCUAUUGUCCUUUGUAUCUCACCCUCCAAACCCAACCCCGUUUUUAAAGUGUUUGGUGCAGCACCUUUGGAGAAUGUGGUGCGAAAGUACAAGAGCAUGAUCCUGGAAGACUUGGAGUCUGCUCUGGCAGAACACGCCCCUGCACCACAGGAGGUUAAUUCAGAACUGCCACCUCUCACCAUCGAUGGGAUCCCAGUCUCUGUGGACAAAAUGACCCAGGCCCAGCUUCGGGCAUUUAUCCCAGAGAUGCUCAAGUACUCCACAGGUCGGGGAAAACCAGGCUGGGGGAAAGAAAGCUGCAAGCCUAUCUGGUGGCCUGAAGAUAUCCCAUGGGCAAAUGUCCGGAGUGACGUCCGCACAGAAGAGCAAAAGCAGAGGGUUUCAUGGACACAAGCACUACGGACCAUAGUUAAAAACUGUUAUAAACAGCAUGGGCGGGAGGAUCUUUUAUAUGCUUUUGAAGAUCAACAAACACAGGCUACUACCACACACAGUAUAGCCCAUCUUGUACCAUCACAGACUGUAGUGCAGACCUUUAGCAACCCUGAUGGCACUGUCUCACUCAUCCAGGUUGGUACAGGGGCAACAGUGGCCACAUUGGCUGAUGCUUCAGAACUGCCAACCACAGUCACUGUUGCCCAAGUGAAUUAUUCUGCUGUGGCUGAUGGAGAGGUGGAACAAAAUUGGGCCACAUUACAGGGAGGAGAAAUGACCAUCCAGACGACGCAAGCAUCAGAGGCAACACAGGCGGUAGCGUCGUUGGCAGAGGCCGCAGUGGCAGCUUCACAGGAAAUGCAACAGGGAGCUACUGUCACCAUGGCACUCAACAGUGAAGCUGCCGCUCAUGCUGUCGCCACCCUGGCUGAAGCCACCUUACAAGGCGGGGGACAGAUCGUCCUGUCUGGGGAAACCGCAGCAGCCGUUGGAGCACUUACUGGAGUCCAAGAUGCUAAUGGCCUCUUUAUGGCAGACUGUGGAGGUUGCAAGUGGAUCCUGACAAGAAGGCCGCAGGUGGGCCUGGUCCAGAUCCCUGUGAGUAUGUACCAGACUGUGGUAACCAGCCUCGCCCAGGGCAACGGACCAGUGCAGGUGGCCAUGGCACCUGUGACCACCAGGAUAUCGGACAGCACAGUCACCAUGGACGGCCAGGCUGUGGAGGUGGUGACAUUGGAACAGUGACAUGCAGCCGUAUCAUGGCAUCAUUUUCUAGUCUACUUCAAAAUUUUUUACACGUUUGCAGAGGUGCAAUCAAAUGGAAUUAAGUCUCACGACUUUGGAAGAAAAGUUUUGUUAACCUUUUUUUUUUAAAAAGGAAGAAAGGCAGCAGAUUUUGGAAUUGCAUUUUUUUAAAGCACCACUCUUGAUUUUCUGGGAUUGGUGGAGUAAGAAACUGCAUUGUCAAUUUCACUGUCCCAAAAAAGCCAAAUUAUGGCAGGACUUCUUUCUGCGGAAACGUGUGUAUACUUAUGUGUGUGUAUGUGUGAGUGUGAAUAUAUGUAUAUGUGUACAUAUGGACAUACACAUUUACAUAUAUAUAUAUAAAGUAUAUAUAUACAUACAUAUAUAUGUAUAUAUAUGUAUGAAACCCGCAUGGAAUUAUCUGUAUGAAAUCAAGGUGAGCUGUGGAAACAAUUAUCCACCCAGUUUAGUGGGUGGUAGGGUACGUGGCCAGAUACAGUCACCUGGUUUUUGUUCAUACCAGGGUUAUUCGUUGAGCUACUGACAAACUCAGGCAGAGGUGACCAUGCCCUUCACCAAAGCUGCCUCCCAGUGGCCGCUCAGAACUUCCCUGCUGGACUCACUUGAGGAAGGAGGUUCCAAGAUGCAGUGGGAUCCAGAAAGUACUUGCAAGGUCCAGGGAUCUCAUGGUCCGCCAGCUGAGACACUCCUCGGGCUGGCCCAGGUGCUGACCUUGCCACAGGCAGGUGAAUGUCCUGAAGCUCCCACCAGGGACAUAAGGGUUUUUCUCAGCUUCCCAUCUCCUCCAUAUCCCAGGAAUCCUCCUUGAUCUUAUGACCAUUAAAGAGUUGCUUUGGUCUUACGGUCAGUCCUGAAUUGGUCAUGUAUAUGAACUGAAGGUAACAGAAGUAUUAAGGGUCUGAGGAGUGCGUGCUAAGCGUGCUUGUGGGUGUGCGCGUGCAUGGUAGGGGAGAGAAUGGGAAGAGGUGGAGGAGCUAGAAGGGAAAGGAGGAAGGGAUAAAGUCUUCAUAGACCAGGGUACACCAAUGGGAGCCAUUUCUUUUCCUCUAGUUGUCAUUUCUCUGCAAUGAAAAGGGACACCUGGCUCAGGAAGGGUGGCCAUCACAAUGGGAUGUGUCAGAAGAGAAAGGGUCUUCAUACCUGGAUCUGGCCCUGCUCUGGGAGUGGUUCUAAGAGGCCCAUUUUCCCAGCUGCAUCCUAGUGGCCCAGGCCCUGUGUGGCCCUCCUGCUCACAAGUGUGGAUUGGUCUGGAUGUUAUUUGUCAGUUAAAUUCUGUGCUUCCCUAGCUGCAAGCCCUGAGUCUCCUGUGGCUACAUUCACCUGACUUUUUGACAGGCCAAAUCCCUGCUCCUUGAGUAUAGGGACAACUCUUCCUUCCCCCUCCCAUGUCCCCCCAUGUGUGAUAGUGUAUUUAAUGUUUUUUUUUAAAGCAACAUUAAAAGAUUCUUCAUGUCUUGCUCAGCCUUUGAGAAAAGUUUCAGAUUCUUGUAUUUGCUUGUUUUAUAUAAAACUAUCCAAUGUUCUUUGUAUGUUCUUUUCUGUACGUAAUGGGUGGGAGGGAGGGAAGGGAAAUUUACAUAUGAACGGUCCUAGUUCUAAUUUGUUAUUUUUUUAAUUAUUAUUUUUUAUCAUCAUUGUGAAGCUGUCCAGGGGCUUUAAAGUCCGUGUACCUUUGUGGUGAGAUAACUUCCUAAUAGUUUGAAAAAUUGCCAAGAAGAAAAAAGCAAAACCCCAGUAGCAGAGCAUGGAUUCUGUGUUGUUUUCCAUUCUGUCUAUACUGCCUCAUUCAAUAAAUAGUUAAAAAUGUGGCAACAGGAA